UUUAGAUGUACAUAAUCCCUGAGUUGACCCAGAAAAUAGGCAGUCGUUUCAAGAUCUGAUGCGGCAGUCUUUGUGCACACCGUCCCCGCUUGAGCAUGAAGCGUAACCCUGUGGAAUACACGCUGUAAUUCAGAAGAGCUUUGCUUACAAGAGGAAAACUGUUCAAAAAGCCGGAGCUGAAGAAAAGUCGCGCAACUUUGUGGAAACGUAGUGGAUGCGGACAGGAGGCAUGGCAGAUCAUCUGAUGAUGCCCAUGAAUCACAACUCAGCGGGUGCUGGUCUCCACGGUUACAGGAUGGGUAUGAAUAGCGGCCUGCAGGCAGGUCCCCAGCAGCAUGCCAACCAGCAGGGCAUGAGGGUGCUGCCCAGUGGCCAGAUGAUGCACUAUGGUGGCACUCAGGCCAACAUGGAGACCGCCAUGAGGCAGCGACAGGGCAUGGUGGCUGGACCCAUGAAUGGACAGCUGAACGGGGCCCAGAUGGGUCACCACCAGAUGACCUCUGGUCACAUGAUGUAUAAUGGCCAGCCCCAGCAGCAACAACAUCAUCCACAACAGCAGCACCACAUGCAUCCGCAACAGCACCAACAGCAGGCCCAGCAUAUGCAGCAGCAACAGCAACAACAGUUCAUGAAUGGAGGAUUAACAUCUCAGCAGCUAAUGGCCAGCAUGCAGCUGCAGAAACUCAACACCCAGUACCAUGGACACCCGCUUGGUCCUAUGGGUGGGAACCACAUGGGGCCCACGGCCCAGUACCGCAUGAGCCCAGCUCAGCUGGCUAACAUGCAGCACAUGGCUAGCCCGGCACUAGCCUUGAAUGGCAUGGAUGCGGAUAUGAUUGACGAAGACGUCUUGACUUCACUGGUCAUGGAGCUGGGCUUGGACCGAGUCCAGGAGCUGCCAGAACUCUUCCUGGGCCAGAAUGAAUUUGAUUUCAUCUCAGACUUUGUCAGCAAACAGCAGCCAAGCACUGUUAGUUGCUGAGAGGACCUUAUUUGCAGUGGGGCAAAAAUGGAGACAGAAGAGUGAGAAUUGUUCAGAGCAGACGAAGAGCGUUCAUCUCCUCACUUUUUAUUUUGUGAGCACCUCUCCGUACGACUAUACCACAAUGCUGUGCAGGGUGCACAAAGGAGAACUCUGGAUAUUUGCAGUGAAUGCACAGGGCAUGCGUCUUGUGCCCUUGUGGCCAGAGGGUGGAUGGCUUUGGGGCCCACUUCUCCUAUUUCCUGGACAUGAAUGUAAUAAAGAAAUGCUGAAGUUCUUAAAAGCCACUCUGAACAAUGCUAUGACACUAUGUAGCCUCCCAAGCCUGGACUCCAAGACAGUUUACCAGUUUAAAAAGUGUAUUUAUUUAUUCCUAACUGAGAAACCUGAUAUAAAGAACAACCAGCUUCUCCAUUUUGGGAUUGAAGUGGUUUAAUGAUCUUUUUCUGAACGUAGGUUGGGGGUGGAAAAUAAAAUUAGUUUUCUGCUAUGGUUUUUUUUUUUUUGUUUGUUUGUUUGUUUUUUCCCAACUCUAUGUGGCAUAGUCUUGAAAUGAGCUCUGAUGCCAAUGUCAUCUAAAAGAGCAUGGGUUUUUAUUUUUUUUAAAUUACAGAAGUAAAAUGUUGUUUCAUUACAAUGGGAGUUUCAUCCAGACUUUUAAAAUGGUUCACUUUUCAUGAAGUGCUGCCUUUUUAGAUGUGAUGUUCUGAAAAAUCUACUGCUUGUACUGUAUGAAGCUGUAUAACUCCAACAUGUCCACACUGUUGUGUUCUAUUGGAGAUGUAGAACCGCCUUAAUCACGCAGAUUCUUAUUUAUUGGUUGUUUAUAUUGUCCCCUUUUUGUGGUCAAGAUGGGGGGUGGGAUGGUCUUUGUGAAAGGGGUUUCGAGGAUCAAUAAAAAUGGCCUGGAUAGAUGUGUGGCCUGCUUUUCCAUUCAUUGCAUAGCUCUUCCCUCAGGCAGCUAAGUGCUUAGGUUAACCUCUGGGUGAAGGGAAACCUCAGUUUUCUUUCAAAUCUGAGAAGGAAGGUUUUAACGAAUACAUUAUUUGUGCAGUUUGAGGUGGAUAUCUAGUCCAGAUCUCCUGGGUUUACAGUUUAAUUUACCUUUUCAUAGCUAAAACUAAGUUUCACUGAUAAGACCAUGAUUGACAUAUGGUGAUAAUUGCAGUUUUCUGCUGCCUAGCAUAUAUUAUUCUAAUGUACAUUUCAAUGACCAAUGAUAUUGAGUGUUUUUCUCCCCUUGGUGAUUAAGUAAAACAAGUGUUUAGAUGACAUUAAAGGUGUUUGACAACAUAUCCAGUCAUAGGGUGGUGUGCAUUCAGCUUACAAUGCUGAAUCCAAGCCAAUUCUUUCUAUUUUUUGUGUAGAGCACUGAAGUUAUUUUUGAUUGUGUUUUAACUGACUUUAUGCACAUAAACUGUAAUUCAGAAAUGGUGCCGUUCAUAGAGGGUGGUCAAAGAAACUGACAAUUGACUGUAAACAGUAACCAAACAAAUGACAGAUUCAAAACAGCCCCUCUCUAGUCGGUGCCACUGCCUGUUGGAGGAGUAAAACAAUUUUCCUAAUAUAAUUGCAUUCAUUAUAAAAAUGAGGGUAAAGAGAUUC
Messenger RNA from Oreochromis aureus, 2587 nucleotides. RefSeq names its product Cbp/p300-interacting transactivator, with Glu/Asp-rich carboxy-terminal domain, 4b (gene cited4b). Gene Ontology annotation, biological process: regulation of DNA-templated transcription. The transcript is spliced from 2 exons. The record is from RefSeq and is a predicted model, not a curated record. Gene Ontology annotation, cellular component: nucleus. Bases 215 to 982 code for a protein of 255 amino acids. Lineage: Eukaryota; Metazoa; Chordata; Actinopteri; Cichliformes; Cichlidae.